Linum tenue is the source of this 876-nucleotide messenger RNA. Lineage: Eukaryota; Viridiplantae; Streptophyta; Magnoliopsida; Malpighiales; Linaceae. The record is from the annotation of a GenBank genome assembly.
AUGGCGACAAUGUUUUCCGCGACGGGUUUUUGUCCGUCGCUAAUACUAUUGGUGACGAUACUUUCCGUCGUUAUAGGCAGCUCUUUCGCUGGUAACUUCAACGACGACGUCGUAGUUGUGUUUGGAGACGCCCGUGCCAGAAUCCAAGAAAAUGGCAAUCUCAUGAGCCUUGCUCUGGACAAUAGUUCCGGCUCCGGCUUCCAGUCCAAGAACCAAUUCAUUUACGCCAAAGUGGAGGUGAACAUUAAGCUCGUCGCCGGCAAUUCCGCCGGCACCGUCACCUCCUUCUACUUAAAAUCAGAAGGAAAUGCGUGGGACGAAAUCGACAUGGAGUUCCUGGGCAACACGAGCGGCGACCCCUACGUCCUCCACACGAACAUCUUCACGAAAGGGAUGGGAAACCGGGAGCAACAAUUCUACCUGUGGUUCGACCCGACGACCGAUUUCCACACCUACUCCAUCACAUGGAAUCCGGCCCAUAUUGUCCUGGUAGUGGACAAGAAGCCCAUAAGGGAGUAUCGAAACCUGGACUCCAAUAACAACGUCCCUUACCCACGGGACCAGCCCAUGAAGCUCUAUGGAUCCCUCUGGAAUGCAGACGAUUGGGCCACCCGUGGUGGAUCCGUGAAGACCGACUGGUCCAAGGCUCCCUUCACGGCCUCUUUCAAAACCUACACCGCCGACGGCUGCGUUUACGGCAACGGAGCCUCCAGCUGCCCCGACAAGACUGCGCCGUGGUACUCGUCGAAGCAGAUCGGCGGAGAUGACUUGAAGCAGAUGCAGUGGGUUCAGAAGAACUACAUGAUCUAUAAUUACUGCGAUGACGUUAACAGGUUUCACGGCAGCUUGCCGGCGGAAUGUGGCCGGAAGAAGUAG